Mobula hypostoma (lesser devil ray) is the source of this 2962-nucleotide messenger RNA. Its product is annotated as adhesion G protein-coupled receptor F5-like. Gene Ontology annotation, biological process: cell surface receptor signaling pathway; adenylate cyclase-activating G protein-coupled receptor signaling pathway. Gene Ontology annotation, cellular component: membrane. NCBI's taxonomy places the organism in Eukaryota, Metazoa, Chordata, Chondrichthyes, Myliobatiformes, Myliobatidae. The transcript is spliced from 11 exons. The record is from RefSeq and is a predicted model, not a curated record. Gene Ontology annotation, molecular function: G protein-coupled receptor activity. Bases 39 to 2057 code for a protein of 672 amino acids.
AUUGAUCGUAACAACUGUAACAACUAAUAGAAGAGAGAAUGGGGAAAAAUGUGAACCUCAGAAGUAAGGAUUGGCAGUUUCUCAUGAUUCUCGCUUGCACUCUUCUGAUAUCAAUUUCAAUGGAAAGUGCAAGUGGAAGCAAUGGUCAACUCACAGAAUUCCAUUAUAAAUACAAAUGUGUAAAGCAAUGUUCUAAUCCUGAUGACCUCAUAUUUUGCGCUGAUGCCGCCUAUAAAGUUGCUCUGUUAGGCUCAUCAGCACGUAUAAAUUGCUCAGAUGGUCAGACUGGAACAAAAAAAAGAACAUGUGAAACAAGUGAAGCUGGUGUGAAGUUUGGAGAAGUGGAAGACUUUUGUGUUUCACAUCAAAUCAACAAUAUCCUGCAGUCAGCUCAAAAUUCAACAGAAGUUGCAAAGCAGCUUCCCACGUUGGUGAAAUCGUUAGCCAACAUUACAGAAAACUUGGACAAUACAACACCUGGAAACCUUGCAGCCUCACUUGAUAUCCUCAAAGUCUUUUCAUCAGCCAAUGUAAAAAGUGUGUCUGAAUCUACAGUGGAGACUUUUCUUUCAGUAGUAGAUUCUCUGGUUGAUGAUUCUGCAUUGACAGCCUGGACCUCAGUGCAAAAUGAAAAGAAUGAUUCCAGCUCUGAAUUAUUAAAGUCAAUAGAAGGCUUUACCAGAUUAUUGUCACCAAACAAUCAAACGUUCAACAUCAUAAAGCCAAAUAUUCAGCUGAAAGGCAUUAAGGUUGCACCUGGCAAGAAUUAUGAUAUAGAAUUCAAUGAUAUCAAAAUCAAAAAUAAGUCUAUAACAAAUACUGUAUACAUGGAUAAAAGCAAUCUGGAGAAAUUAAACAAGGACUCUCUUGUUAUGAGCAUUGCAUUACCAACAAUGAAUGAUAUCCUAAAAGAACCUCCAGGCAGCCUCAAAUUGAAUGGUCUUGUGAUGUCAACAACUGCAGAAAAUAGCAACGUUUCUAUAAAGAUGUACUUCAUGCCAUUAGAUACCACACUUAACCAAUCAAGUGCACAAUGUGUGUUUUGGAAAUUGGAAACUGGAAAAUGGGAAUCAUAUGGAUGCAAGCAUGAAUUAAGUGGAAGCUCUGUUAUAUGCACUUGUGAACACCUGACAUCCUUUUCUCUGCUGAUGUCCAAAGAAGCUAAACAACUGAAGAAUACCCAAACUUUUAACACUAUAACCAAGAUUGCUCUUGGCGUAUCUCUGGCAAGUUUGAUAAUCAGCAUUCUUAUAGAAGCAAUUGUAUGGAUGGAUGUCACAAAAAAUAAAACCUCACUUGCCCGACAUAUUGCAAUUCUGAAUAUUGCGCUGUGUCUACUUGCCCUGGAUAUACUUUUUAUUGCACAUGACUUUCUGAAACCAAAGAACUUGAAGUGUACGGCAGUCAUUUUUUGCCUACACUUCUCCUUUCUUGCCUUGUUUUUUUGGAUGUUCACUCUCGGCCUGCUACUUCUUUACCAUUUAGUUUUUCUUUUCAAAGAACUCAGCAGAUCAUUUAUGAUGCUAACCUCAUUUAGCCUGGGCUAUGCAUGCCCGCUUGUAAUUUCUGUCAGUGCGUUUGCUUAUGCCCAUAUAAGGAAGCAAUAUACUGCAAUGGACAAGUGCUGGAUCAAUAAAGAGAUUUUAUACCUUCAGUUAAUUUUUACAUACGUGCCAUUGGCCAUCGUUGGAAUCAACUUCUUCAUUACGAUAUUUGCCAUAGUUAAGAUAUUGCGACCAGGCAUCGGAGAGAAGGCAAGAAACAACCUAAGUGAGAAAAAUUCAGUCAAAAAAAUUUUAAGGUGUAUUAUAAUUCUAACUCCACUCCUGGGUCUCAGCUGGAUACUUGGAUUCAUGCUUCUGGAUAAAUUUUCUCAUGAUGCUUUACGUUAUUUAUUUGAUAUUCUCAAUGGGCUUCAGGGAUUUUUUGUGUUGCUUUUUGGGAUAAUCAUGGAUGAAAAGGUACAAGCAGCUCUGAAAAAAAGAAUACUGUCAAAAACUCCCUCACAAAAGUCGCUUACAGCGACCAAUUCAACUUCAAGUUCAAAUACUUACUGAGCACCUAGUCUGAGAUAUUGUCAAAUAAAAGGAUUGCUUAAGAAAUCACUUAAUAUUUACACCCUGGAGUUCAAAGUAUGUCGCAGGAUCAGAAUCAAAAAACAAACAUGUAUAUUUGGUGAAGUCGCUCAGCUCUCUGCAUGGAAUAGCAUCACUAUUUCAGGGGAGAAUGGUGAUAACUGGACAACCCACCACCAUCUCCCACUCACAGUUUCUGAGUGUCUAUCAUUCUUUUAGAAACUUCUUAUUUUGAAUUUUUGCAAAUACAAAAUAUUCAAUUAUAUACACAAGUAGGCUGUGAAUAGUAGAUAAAAAUGCAAAUAAAAACUAAGGAUAUAAAAAAAAUCCAGUGUUCUAUAAUGGAUCUGAUGAAUUUCUAUUUAAAAGAUCAUAGAUUUCUUCUACUGAAUUUUGCUGUUAUGCUAUUGACCAGAUGCUUUAGUUUAAAUAUAAUACUGCUUUAAUUAAUACAUUAGUUUUGAUAUUUUUUCAACUUCUGUGUUUUGCAAUCAAAGAUCACUGUGUAUUUUUCUGAAGCUGACCUCUCCAUAGUGAGGAUAACUAGUAAUUGCAGAAAGGGGAGGGAAUUGGAUAGACAGUCAAUAAUAUGACUAGUGAAUAGCAUAGAGAUAGGACUUCUCGAUUCUGAAUGUAACCUUCUGUCAAAUUUAGCAUGUGAUUUCAAUGUCAUUUUCAUUGUAACUUUUCUGACAUAAUAAGCAAGUGAGAAUUCUGUAAUUAAAAUAAACUGAAGCUGGCUAAGUUAAUUACCAGAAAAGUAUAUAUUUUGCUUCAAUGAAUAGAUUAAAAUAUUCUUAUGUUUCAUUAUGUUCAAUUCAUUUGUAAUGAUUGUGCUCUAUUAGUGAACUAAUGUUACUUUAAUGGAUUAAAAAUAAAGUUCAUGU